GCUCCGUUACUCUUUAUUACUCAUUUGUUCUGCUCUGCUUACUCUUUACUCCUCUCUGCUCUGAUUUACUCUGUUCUGCUCAGGUUACUCUUUACUCCUUUCUGUUCUGCUCUGCUUACUCUUUACUCCUUUCUGUUCUGGUUUACUCUGUUCUGCUCUCUUUAUUCCGCUCUGCUCUGCUUACUCUUUAAUCUGCUCUGCUUACUCUUUACUCUGCACUACUCUGCUUACUCUUUACUCCUCGGUUCUGGUUACUCAGGAUUACUCUUCUUCAGCCCGGGUAACUCUUCUUUACUCUUCACCUCUCUGCUCUACUCAGGGUUACUCUUCUUCAGCCUGGGUUACUCUUUACUCCUUUCUGUUCUGCUCUGCUUACUCUUUACUCCUCUCUGCUCUGGUUUACUCUGUUCUGCUCAGGUUACUCUUUACUCCUUUCUGUUCUGCUCUGCUUACUCUUUACUCCUUUCUGUUCUACUCUGCUUACUCUUUACUCCUCUCUGCUCUGGUUUACUCUGUUCUGCUCUCUUUAUUCCGCUCUGCUCUGCUUACUCUCUAUUCUGCUCUGGUUACUCUUUAUUCCGCCCUGCUUACUCUUUACCCUGUUCUGCUCUGCUUACUCUUUACUCUAUUCUGCACUGCUUACUCUUUAAUCUGCUCUGCUCUGCUUACUCUUUAAUCUGCUCUGCUUA
Messenger RNA from Owenia fusiformis, 689 nucleotides. Lineage: Eukaryota; Metazoa; Annelida; Polychaeta; Sabellida; Oweniidae. The record is from the annotation of a GenBank genome assembly.